CUCUGUUUCUAAUGCAGCUGCUUACUGAUUCAAUAAUUCAACUAUCCACAUUUACCAUGUUUCAACAGACAGAUUAAUGUUUUGACACAUAUAUCAUUGAUGGUUGGAUCUAUCAGAGAAUAUAAACAAUCCUAGCGUCAGUCAGAGGCCUUCAAAUUUGUUGUUAUCCAUUAAAUUGUCACUUACGAUUAUUAGAGUCACAGUUUCUUGCUUCUUUAUAUCAACUUGUCUACAGAACAAACAAAAUUGAUUCAAUACAUGGUCGUCAUAUUUAGAAUAUGGAGCUGCUAAAUGGUCUUCCGAAGACCAUUCGACGUGAAAAUAUUGAUCUGAAUAAUAAAACGGUAAAAGAUUUGUUAGAGGACGGAAAGAUCAAAAGUGCAAAGGAUUUAAGCAGGGAUAUAGUGGAAGAAAACUUGGAAUUAUUGCUUCAAAAAUGGUUAGAUGAGGGUGAUCAGCAGUGUGCAUUCUAUCUCGGCCAGAUUUACUUUGAACAGGUACUACAAAAUAUGUACUAUAUAAUUGUAGUUUUAGGAGAGAUAUGAUGAGGCUUGGAGUUAUUUUCAUACUGGCUAUUAUAAGUAUAAUGAUCAGAAUUCAAAAUUUCAGUUGGGUGUCAUGCUUUAUGACAAUCUGGUUAGUAGAGAUAUAACCAAGAUUCCUGACCCACAGGCUAAGGCUUGCGAGCUAUUCAGGGAAAUUAUGAUGCUAGAUGAUGAGUGUGGUGUAUAUUCUUACCAGAAAAGCCUAAUUUACAAUGCAGCUUAUAAUCUUGGAAGAGCUUACCACCAGGGUUAUGGAGUAUAUCCAUCUGUGGAAGAUGCUUUAAGAUGCUUUCUAUUUGCUGCAAACAAUGGUGACCCUAAUGCUUGUAUAUCAGCUCAAACAGCACUUGGUUACUUAUAUUCGGGACCAGAUAUUCGAGAUUUGGAGAAAGCUUUUCAAUGGCAUUCUGAUGCCUGUGGGAACGGUAGUGUAGAAUCUCAAGCUGCAUUGGGUGUAAUGUAUUUGUACGGGAUAGGUGUUAAAGAGAAUCGUGAAAAUGCUUUAUACUGUUUAUCUGAAGCUUCAGCUAGAGGCAGUUUAUAUGCUAGAGCCAAUUUAAUCUACUUUUAUUAUCAAAGAAAAAUGUUUACAAAUGCUUGUUAUUUAGCUAGCAGAAUGGUCUGUUCUGAUGACAUCCUUUCAUCAUCUGAAUGUAUACUUACAUUUCAAUAUCGGGCAAUGUCGAUGGCAUGUUUUCUUUAUGCAUUAUGUUUAAAAAGUGGUAAAGGUGUUGAAAAAAAUAUAUCACUAGCUUCUGAAUUAUUCCGCAAGAGUAUUGAAUGGGAUGCUUCAUUGGCUGCAAGAUAUUCGCGCUUAGUUACAACUGGUGAAUUAUAAAAAAGAAAUAUCUGAAUAAAGAAAAGUGAAGAGUCUUAUAUUAAAUUAUUUUUCUAAACAUAAUAUCUUUUGUGUUCAUUUGAAGUUUUUAUCUAUUAUUUUGAUUACAGAUCUUAUACGUCUUUAUUUUGUUUUAUUUUUCUCACU
Trichobilharzia szidati is the source of this 1530-nucleotide messenger RNA. The record is from the annotation of a GenBank genome assembly. Lineage: Eukaryota; Metazoa; Platyhelminthes; Trematoda; Strigeidida; Schistosomatidae.